Molecule: messenger RNA, 2163 nt
Organism: Vespa mandarinia (Asian giant hornet)
Lineage: Eukaryota; Metazoa; Arthropoda; Insecta; Hymenoptera; Vespidae
Gene: Mer
Product: ezrin/radixin/moesin family protein merlin
Cellular component (GO): cytoskeleton
Molecular function (GO): actin binding
Source: RefSeq, a predicted model, not a curated record
UUUUCAUAUCUCUGUUUGUGUGACUAGUUUGAGUUGUGUGAAAUUUUUUUGGUUUGAAUCCAUUUUAAAAAUCGAGAUACAAUUAUAAUUACUUUGAAUGAGAUUUUUUAUCUUUACCGAUGUUACGAUCGUGUUCUUUUCUGAAUACAAUGAAAAGUAAAAUGCCACAAUUUCGGAGGAAAAAAUCGGGGAAAUCCUUUCCAGUGAAAGUCUCUACCUUGGACGCAGAAUUGGAAUUUAAUUUAGAAUGGAGAUCCACGGGACGAGAUUUGUUUGACCUAGUGUGUCGAACAAUUGGACUCAGGGAAACAUGGUAUUUUGGCCUUCAAUACGAAGAUUCUAAAGGAUUUAUAUCUUGGUUAAAAUUAGAUAAAAAAGUUCAAGAUCAAGGCAUUUCACAACAGCCCACAACACCUUUUAUGUUUUUGGCUAAAUUUUAUCCCGAAGAUGUAUCAGAGGAAUUGGUACAAGAAGUUACGCAACACUUAUUUUUUCUUCAAGUGAAACAAGCUAUUUUAUCAAUGGACAUUUAUUGUCCUCCAGAAGCUUCUGUUUUACUUGCUUCGUAUGCAGUACAGGCAAAGUACGGGGACUAUGAUGAAGUUUCAUACCGCCCAGGAAUGCUGGCCAGUGAAGAUCUACUUCCACAAAGAGUCAUAGAUCAAUAUCAAAUGACUGCUGAAAUGUGGGAAGAUCGAAUAAAAAUUUGGUAUGCUGAUCAUCGUGGAAUGUCUAGAGAUGAGGCAGAAAUGGAAUAUCUUAAAAUUGCUCAAGAUCUGGAUAUGUAUGGUGUGAAUUAUUUUCCUAUUAGCAACAAAAAGGAAACAAAUCUAUGGCUUGGGGUAACGGCAUUGGGACUGAAUAUCUACGAAAAGGAAAACAAGCUCGCUCCUAAAACUACAUUUACGUGGUCUGAAAUUCGACAUAUUAGCUUCGAUGAUAAGAAGUUUGUCAUAAAACCAGUGGAUAAGACAUCGCCAAACUUCGUGUUCUUCUCGCAGAAAGUUCGCAUGAAUAAACUGGUAAAAAAACAGUCAGAUGUUGCCAGCUGGGUGAAGGGUUUGAUAGCUUUAGGAUUGGACGAACAUAAUAGUGACAAAGCUGCUAACAUAUUAUUUGUUAAGAUCCUGGACCUGUGUAUUGGCAACCAUGAUCUAUUUAUGCGAAGACGCAAGCCUGACUCCAUGGAGGUACAGCAAAUGAAGGCACAAGCUAAAGAAGAAAAAUCACGGAGACAGGUCGAAAGAAAUAAGUUGGCAAGAGAAAAGCAAUUAAGGGAAGCUGCUGAACGAGAAAAAGCUGCUAUGGAACAGCGUCUUUUACAAUAUCAAGAAGAAAUUCGUUUAGCGAAUGAAGCUCUUAGAAGAUCCGAAGAGACAGCAGAUCUUUUAGCUGAGAAGAGUAGAGUUGCCGAAGAGGAAGCGAUGCUUCUUAGUCAAAAAGCAUCUGAAGCAGAACAAGAAAUUACACGAAUUCGGUUGAACAAUAUGAAAGCUGAAGAGGAGAAAGUACAUUUAGAACGGAAAACUAGGGAAGCAGAAUUAUUAACUGAAAGACUGGUACAAGAAUCAGAGAGAAGAGCUGCCGAAGCAGAAAAAUUAAAAGAUGAAUUGUUAAGAGCACGUAUUGCUGAAAAAGAAGCUAAGGAAAAGCUUUUAGAAUUUCUCAGCAGAAAUGCUUAUACUGCUGCUAUAACACCUGUUCCAAAUCUGUUUCCUUCGACACAAGUAUUUACAUCAGAUUUACAAGCGGAUCUUCAAAAUUUGCAAUUAGAUGCUGAACCAUUGCCAUCUGAUUUGACAUCAUAUGAUCUUAUAGCCGAUGGUGAUGUAGAUCAAUUAUCUUUAGAAAUAGAAAAAGAACGAGUCGAUUAUUGGGAGAAGAGUAAACAUUUGCAAGAACAAUUAAGAGAAUUGCGAUCUGAAAUAGAAGUUAUGAAAGUUGGUGAGAAACAGUGUGAAUUAGAUCAGUUACACGAGGAACAGAUGAGACUCGGAGAAAAUAAAUAUAGUACAUUGAAAAAAGUCAAAUCAGGUUCUACUAAAGCUAGAGUUGCAUUCUUUGAAGAAUUAUAAUAUAAUUCUUUUCUUAAAAAAUACAAAAGAUCUGUAUUAUAUAAAAUAUGGAUUAACGAUUUUGAAUUUAAUUAAUGAAACAUUCACU